AUGUUGGUGGUACCAGGGGUGAUGGCCCAGUGGGGCGACCGCUACCUGGAGGCGCUGAUGGCGCUCUUUGGCUGCUUUUCAAGUAUGCUUACCACGACAAGGUUCUGCCACGACCAAUUGGAUCAAUCAGCGGUGUGUGUUUGUGAGCUUAAGCCGGCCUAUGCUACCCUUGUCGGUUGUGUGGCUCAAUUUGUCGGCACCGACUUCGGCACCGAAUUGGCGAAACUAUGUCCCCAAAACGCCCUGGCUGAGGCGAUUGAGAGUGGGUUUCGAUUGUUUAUUGAGUUGGCCACUGAUGAUCACAACAGGACUGAUGUUCCGGUUAAUUUAACUACCAAUGCCACGGGGGAGUAUGUCGCUUCUUUCCGCAACUAUUUGGGCAAUUACAACACGCUGGUACGUCUCGCCGUGGCCCUCGUGGGCUACUGGGGCGUGGUAUUCCUUAUUCAUGCUUUGGUGCUUUGGUUACGUCCGAUUAUCCCUAAAUAUAAUUGGGGUGGAAUCAGGACAUAUCUCACUACUCCGGCUCUUGGACGAUUCCAUAAGGAUACGGCAGUGACGAUAAAUGGUAUUGACACCGGUUUGAUCCCGUCAAGAGUUCAACUGGUAGUGAUUAUGGGUUUUAUGGCCUUGACGGUGUACCUCUCAGUGGUGGACAUUUCCUACCCUUUAGAUGAUAAGAUAUUUGCCCAACUACCAUACCCCAGGACUCAAGCUCUCGCUCAUAUGAUUGGUGACCGGUGUGGAGUGCUAGCGACGUUUCUUAUCCCAUUAUUAGUGGCAUUUGCUGGUAGGAACAAUCUUCUCCAAUGGCUCACGGGAGUCAACUAUGCGACAUUUGUGUGCUACCACCGGUGGAUUCUGAGGGUAGUAGUGGCUCAAUUAGUGGUUCACGCCAUUGCUUUCACCGUCUACUUUAGGGGGAGAGCGUGGACUGAGUACCGCCAAACGUAUAUGAUCGGGGGCAUAUUGGGUUUGUUAGCCAUGCUCGUGUUGGUGGUGCAAGCGUUUAUGGCAUUAAGAAGACGGUGGUAUGAAGCGUUCCUUGCUAUCCACAUCACGGCUUCAGUAGUGAUGGUGGGUGCCCUGGUGGUCCACUUAUGGCACUUGGGGUGGCUGUCCUACAUCUGGUAUGCUCUCGGAGUAUGGGUACUCGAUCGAGUGGCUCGAGUGGUACGGAUAAUGGCUUUCGGAGCUAAAAGGGCUCAAGUAACCCUCAUUGACGAUACGUUAAAAGUGGUGAUCCCUUGUGCAAAGUCAGUCCCCGCGGGUGGCCAUGUGUUCCUCCACUUUUUCACUUCAGCUAAAGAAGUAUGGCAAUCACACCCGUUUACGUAUAUCUUGGAUGAAGCCGAACAAACAAUGGUGGUGUUCAUUAAAGUGAAACAGGGUCUCACAGCUAAGAUUGCCAACAGGCUUGUGAAUGCCAUAAUCCCCACGGAGGAGAUUACCGUACUUGUUGAUGGUCCCUAUGGUGAACCAGCCCCUUACCUCGAGUUUGAUCGAGUGGUAUUCAUUGCUGGUGGCCACGGUAUCCCUGGCUUGUUUAACGAGCUCCAAACGUAUACCACCAUCAAGUCUAAGACUCCCACUCGGCUCUUAUGGGUAUCACGCUCUCACCGCUGGUUCCACCGGUACUUGGGCCAGCUACCCGAUACCGUCGAUGUCGAACUAUACUCCACCACUGGCUCUACUACUGAUGAGACUACUCCCUUACCUCUGCUGGUGAAAGUGGAAAAAGGAAGACCCUCAAUGGCGAUGGUGGUGGCGGAAGAAGUCGCCGCUACCCAGGGAAGUAUCGCGUUUGUCGGGUGUGGCCAUCCAGCGUUGAUGGACGAUUUACGGGCCCAAGUGGCGGCUAUCGACCAUAGUCAUCACGUCGAGUUUUUCGACCAGCUCCAAGUGUGGGCCUAG
Diutina rugosa is the source of this 1914-nucleotide messenger RNA. Its product is annotated as ferric reductase family protein. Gene Ontology annotation, biological process: intracellular iron ion homeostasis; copper ion import; iron ion transport. NCBI's taxonomy places the organism in Eukaryota, Fungi, Ascomycota, Pichiomycetes, Serinales, Debaryomycetaceae. Gene Ontology annotation, cellular component: plasma membrane. The record is from RefSeq and is a predicted model, not a curated record. Bases 1 to 1914 code for a protein of 637 amino acids. Gene Ontology annotation, molecular function: ferric-chelate reductase activity. The transcript has a single exon.